Molecule: messenger RNA, 197 nt
Organism: Rotaria socialis
Lineage: Eukaryota; Metazoa; Rotifera; Eurotatoria; Philodinida; Philodinidae
Source: the annotation of a GenBank genome assembly
AGAUGGGGCGAGUAUGGACAGGCGAAGGAGAUGGAAUCAAUGUGCGAGAUCAUCAUGGAACAUUGUUAGGUGUAAUACUUGGCCGAGAUUUAUGUCAAAGUGGAGUUAUUAGUAAUUUUGCUAUAGUUGGCAAUCUAGUGAUAAUUCUGGCACAAGAGAAGGUGUGGCGAUUGGAAUUAGCAACUAGUGUGCUGUAA